This is a messenger RNA of Penicillium paradoxum, 2277 nucleotides long. RefSeq lists its product as uncharacterized. The transcript has 3 exons. NCBI's taxonomy places the organism in Eukaryota, Fungi, Ascomycota, Eurotiomycetes, Eurotiales, Aspergillaceae. Bases 1 to 2277 code for a protein of 758 amino acids. Gene Ontology annotation, biological process: chromosome segregation. The record is from RefSeq and is a predicted model, not a curated record. Gene Ontology annotation, cellular component: MIS12/MIND type complex.
AUGUCAGACUCGGGACUUGCCGCUGCGGGGAGCAGCACGUACGCCUCCAACACCCUCCAGGUUGGAGAUGGCACCUGGGACUCCGGUCGAAAUACCUUUCUGUUGCCCAAUUUGAUGGGUGUCAACUUUGAGACGAUGCGAUACAAUGGCAUGGGUAAUCGUUUCAAGGAUAUGCCUGGGUACCGUCCCAUGAUCAUUGCGCAUGGAGUGGUUGCAGCCAUCGUAUUCUUGGGCCUUGUGCCAUCAUCAACAUUAAUAAUCCGAUACUACUCUCGGUGGAAUCCAUACUGGGCAUUUAAAAUACACGUGUGGUUUCAGAUCAUGACGCUGCUCUUAAGCACGGUCGUGUUUGUACUUGGGUGGUUCGCUGUUGGGCCGGAAAGAAGCCUGACCAACCCCCAUCAUGGAAUUGGCCUGGCAAUCUACGUUUUAGUCGUCUUUCAGGUGCUGUGGGGCUGGUUCCUGCACAAGAAAGAGAGUAAAAGACAGCGAGUCCAUGUCCCUUUGAAACUGGUGCUUCACCGGUGGUUGGGCCGUGCUCUCGUGCUCCUUGGUAUUGCCCAAAUUCCAUUAGGGCUUACGCUUUGGGGUUCGCCCAAGGUCCUGUUCAUUUUAUUUGCUCUAACGGUCUUCGGCUAUCUGGUUCUUUACUUUAUACUGUCCUACCGGUAUGAUACCGAAGGCUACCACAUGGGAAGUGAGCUUGGUGGUGGUCGCAGUCGCUACACAGGGCCUUCGGAGAUUUCAGAGCACCAUGGCAAUCACGCAGGAGAAACUCUCGCCGCCGGCGCGAUGGGUUCUGGCUUAGCUUCCAUGUUCCGACGGCGUCCUAACAGUCGCCAUCCAAGCCAGGCAUAUGAGGAGUCUCGUACAUCCAUCUCCGAUGAGAAAUACUCUGAUGAAGCUUCGCGUCAUGGUAAGGGUGGUUUCGGCAAGAAGCUCCUCGAGAUUGGUGCCUUGGCUGGGGCUGGUCUUAUGGCCAAGAAAUUCUGGGACCGUCGGAAGAAGCGAGAAGAUGAUACUGAGUCAGGUCGCUAUCGACCUGCCUAUUCGCGCAGUGCCAGUCAUACUGAUGAAUCCCUCAGUCGGAUGGAAGACGGUCGACCGGAGCCGACUCACCACACGCCGCUCAAUCGACCACCGAGCCGUCCACCAAGCAGGUCACAAAGCCCAGGUUCAUCUUACUACUAUAACAGCACAUAUUUCACCGAGCCUCCUAAGCGAAAUGCUUCUCACGGGGUUCGAGACGCCGUGCUAGGCGCUGGUGCUUUUGCCGGCCUAAAGAGGAUGUUCAGUCGUAAAAAGGAUGAUCAAGAGAAACAGCGGGUGGAGGAUAUCAGGCGUCGAGAAGAUGAAGAUGAGGCCCUGCAGAGAGCAAACAGCAAAAGACGACCACAGGGAGGAGAAAGCUUCUACCCGCGAAGAAGAGCCAGCUCGUACAGCGAAACCGAUCUCACUGAAACCGACCUAACUCGUCCUCCACGUCGGCACGCCUCACAUGGAGAAUCUCUUCUCACGGCGGAGCCUCUCGCAUCUGGUGCUGUCCAAAGCGCAGUCUCAGAUAUGCCCCCCAUGCUCCCAAGCCACCGGGAUUACUCUGGUGAUUUGAGGCCUGAACCCCUUCGCUCACGACACUCUCUUGCCCCUGAUGGAGCAGAAUUUGCAUCAGGUGCGGCUGCCGGCACAGCCCUUAGUGCAGCCUCCCGCCGCAACCGAAGCAGCAGUCGGCACCGAGAGGAUAAUUAUGUCUCACCACCAGUAUCUGUGAAAGUUAAAAUGCAUAACGACGGACGGCAUGUGACACUCCGUCGAUUGACUGAAGAAGAAGCGGCCGCGAGCCGUGAAGCUCGUCGCAAGGAGCGAAGAAACUCUCGCCGUCGCAACAGCAGUGCAGGCUCCUUGUCCGGAAACGAAGACGCUGGGUAUGAUCGCUGGCGUCGUGUGGAAGAACUCGAACGUCAACAAGACGAGCAAAUGCGACGCGAACAAGCCGCCGCCGCCGCUUCACAGCUACCUCCUCAAAUAUCUAUAGCACCCUCGGGUAGCAUGCCUCCCGCUUUAUACGGCGCCCCACCAUCUCAAGUGAGCCAAAUGCCGCCACCUCCUCCCAUCCCUGCCCCUUCCAGCAUGCCCUAUGGGCCCGGCAGUGUCACUUCGCCUACAUAUACGGGCACUGAGAUGAGUGGCUCAUACGCAAAUAACCGUCGCCGCAGACGUGCGGAACGUGCCAGGACUAAGCAAGAAAAGCAGCAGCAGCAUGGCGUAGAAUUUACCUGA